AUGCCACCCCAUGGAGGGGUGUUUGUGGGUCUCUGGCUGCUGCUGGCCCCCAGCCUCGCCGAGCACCCCCCCAGCUCGGGGUGGGCCACCUUAGCCUUCGUGUUUGAUGUCACCGGCUCCAUGUACGACGACCUGGUGCAGGUGAUGGACGGGGCCUCGCGCAUCCUGGAGCGGACGCUCAGCAGGAGCAUGAAGCCCAUCAGCAACUAUGUGCUGGUCCCAUUCCAUGACCCAGAGGUGGGACCCAUCACCCUCACCACAGACCCCCGGCUCUUCCAGCGGCGCCUGCGGGAGCUCCAUGUCCAGGGCGGAGGGGACUGCCCGGAGAUGAGUGUAGGAGCCAUCAGGCUGGCUGUGGAGGUCUCACACCCCGGCUCCUUCAUCUAUGUCUUCUCUGAUGCUCGGGCCAAGGACUAUGAGCAGCAGGAGGAGCUGCUGCGGCUGCUGCAGCACAAGCAGACCCAGGUGGUGUUUGUGCUGACGGGGGACUGCGGGGACAGGAGCCACCCUGGGUACCGCGUGUACGAGCGCAUCGCCACCACCAGCUCUGGGCAGAUCUUCCACCUGGACAAGCAGCAGGUCUCAGAGGUGCUAAAGUGGGUGGAAGAGGCCAUCCAAGCUUCCAAGGUCCAUCUGCUGUCUACGGACCAUGAGGAUGGUGGGGAACACACGUGGCCCGUCCCCUUUGACCCAAGCCUGAAGGAGGUCACCAUCUCCCUGAGUGGUCCUGCCCCAGAGAUCGAGGUCCGGGAUCCAGCAGGAAAGAUCCUUGGGAAAGGCCAAGGUCUGAAGGAACUGCUCAGCAUCCCCAACUCAGCCAUGGUGGUGGCUGUGGAGCCCCACGAGCCAGGGACAUGGUUGGUCACGACCCAGAGCAGUGGCCGUCACUCACUCAGGAUCACAGGCAUCAGCAACAUCAAUUUCCAAGCCAGCUUCUCCACCCAGCCAGACUUUGAUGCCAGUCAGCCCGGAGAGCGGCCGGUGCAGGGUCUGCCCAUCUCCGUGGUGGUGAACUGCUCCGGCCUGAAGCCACCCGGGCACUUGCAGGAGGUUGAGCUCUUCAACACCUCCGGCCAUGCCCUGCUCUCGCUGCCCAUGCGGCCCCUCUCCAACAGCUCCUUGGGGCAGCUCUGGGUGGCCUCUCCACUCCAUGUCCCCCCGGGUGACUUUCUGCUGAAGGUGAAGGGUGAAGAUGCUGAGGGCCACCCCCUGCAUCGCCUCUCCGGGGUCACCUACACCAGUGUGGUUGCCGGUCUACCCAAAGUGAACAUCUCCAGCAAGAUCCAGGCUUACAACCGUGAGCCACAGCUGAUCUCCUGCUCCGCAUGGAGCGAGGUCCCUUUCCGACUGCAGCUCAGCCGUGGUAGGAUGAAGCUUGGGGAAGAGCGGUUCUUCUGGAAUUCAGGGAACAUCAGCUGGUUCAUCCCUGUGGUGUCCAAGAGUGAUGAAGGGUUUUAUGAGUGUACAGCCAAGAGCAAGGUUGGGGUGACACGGGCACGUGCCUACAUCGUUGUCUCAGAGCCACCACCGCGUCUCAUAGCUCCGGCCAACAUCACCGCUUCCCUGGGCCAAGACGUGGUCAUGUCCUGCCUGGUUCUGGGCGACGUGCCCUACAACCUGACGUGGAGCUGGGAUGGGAAGGCAGCACAGCCAGGGGACGGCCGGACCCGGCUGCUGCAGAACCACUCGCUGGAGAUCAGCCACGUGCAGCCGGGGGACGGGGGCCAGUACGAGUGCAUGGCACAGAGCGCCCAUGGCACGGCCACCGCCUCCCUCUGGCUCUUCAUCGAGGAGGCUCCGUGGGUGAUGGUCGACGCCAGCCCCCAGCGUUUUGGCAGGGGCCAGGAGCUGCGGCUGAACUGCACGGCCGGGGGCCACCCUCUGCCCCACACUGCGUGGAAGCGCUGGGGCUGGGUGCUGGAGCAGAAUGAGAGGGUUUUCACGGAUGCUCGGGGUACCCUGCACAUCAGGGCUGCUAUCCCAGAGGAUGCAGGGAAUUACAGCUGCUAUGCCAGCAGUGCGCUGGGCUGGGAUGAGCAAGUCAUCACCCUGGAGUUCACCGAGCCUCCUGUCAUCCUGGCACUGACACCCAGCCUGAAGGCACUGGUUGGAGAAGAUGUCACCUUGGAAUGCUGGGUUUUCGGGGUGCCCCCACCUUACAUCGCAUGGUACAAAGGCGAGCAGGCAGUGGCGACGUUCCCGCACGGCACACAGCGUGCGGUCCUGCGGCUGCAGGCGGUGCAGGAGGAGGAUUCAGGGCGAUACGGCUGCGAGGGGCUCAGCGAGGCUGGCGUCGCCUUCGACAGCACCAUGCUGGAUGUGGGCUCUGCCCCUCACUUUCCUGAGCCCUUGGGGGACAUGGAGGUCGAGGUCGGGGAGCCCGUGCGCCUGCUGUGCCGUGCCGAGGGCUCUCCAGCACCGCGGGUCUCCUGGUCCCGGCAGGACGGGAAGCCCGUGACGGGCUGGCAUGAGCCUCAUGGUGUUUCCAGCCAGCUGGAGGCUGCCGAGCUCCUCAUGGACAGUGUCUCACUGGAUGACCAAGCCAUCUACAUCUGCAAAGCCCAGAAUGAGUUUGGGAAGAUCCAAGCGGAGAUCAAGCUCAUGGUCACCGGUCACGCCCCAGAAAUAGCUCUUGCAUCCCCUGUGGUCCGUGUGCUCCUAGGCCAGCCCGUGUCGCUGCCCUGUGUGAUCCUGACUGGGAAGCCAUUCCCGGCCCGACGCUGGCUGAAGGAUGGGCAGCCGGUAGUCCCAAGUGGACGCUACUCCAUCAGGGCUGAUGGAAGCCUGCAUGUGGACCAGGCAUUGCAGGAGGAUGUGGGCAGGUACACUUGUGAGGUGACCAAUGCCCUUGGCUUGCACAGGCAGGACAUGUCCUUGGUCAUCCAUGUUCCUCCCAGCAUUGAGCUUGGCCCUGUCCUCAUCACUGCUACUGAGGGAGCACCCGUCACCCUGCAGUGCAAUGCCACUGGUGUGCCCUCCCCUACUGUCUCUUGGACAAAGGGCACAGAGCCCAUUUCACUGAGCUCACGCUACCACCUUGACCCUGAUGGGACCCUCCUGAUCCCUUCAUCCUCCCCUGAGGACACUGGGACCUACUUCUGCACAGCUACCAAUGCAGCAGGCUUCUCCAGCCAGGAGAUGCAGCUCUCCAUCAGCACCGUGCUCCCAUUCCACCUAGCAAAGCCCAGGAUCAGCGUGAACGGAUCACAGGCAUUGGACCCCAUAACCAUCCUGGCCAUGCUUGGGCAGGAGAUCACCCUGCCCUGCGAGGUUCAGGGGUAUCCCCCUCCCUUGGUGGUGUGGACCCGGGAGUCCCAGCCGCUGCCUUUCACCACCACAAGCUACAGCGUCCUCCCUUCGGGGUCCCUUCAUCUGGCUGAGCUCCGAGUGACAGACACUGGUCUCUACACGUGCACAGCCACGAAUGCUGCAGGGAAUGCCUCGCUCAGCUACAGCCUGCACAUCCAAGUUCCCCCCCAGAUGCUGAUCGGUGAUGGGGAAAGCCAUCUGACGGCUGUCACCAAUGACUCCCUGAGGAUUCACUGUCGUGCCAUAGGCAUCCCCCCACCCCAGAUCCAGUGGCUGAAGGAUGGGCAUCCACUGCACGAGCGGGAUGGCGUGGUGGUGUCUGAGGAUGGUGGGACUCUGCUGAUCACCCGUGUGGGGCUUGACCAUGAAGGGCUCUAUGUCUGCCAGGGCAGCAACCAGGCAGGGGUGACCCAAGCAGAAGUGCAGGUUUUGGUGCAAGUGCCUCCGAAUAUUGAACCCAGUGUGGUGGACCUGGUCAUCCUGGAGAACACCACGGUGUCCCUGGAGUGCCUGGCCUCGGGGCUGCCUGCUCCUGACAUCACCUGGUACAAGGAGCAUGAGCAGCUCUCGGAUGGACCAGGCAGGAUGCUGUCCAGGGAUGGGAAGCACCUGGAGAUCCAGCGUGCCCAGCUCUCUGACACCGGCAGCUACCGCUGUGUGGCCUCCAACGUGGCCGGUGUCACUGAGCUGUGGUACAGCCUGCAGGUGACUGUGCCCCCGUCCUUCUCCUCACCAGAGCCCACUGCUGUGUCCAUGCUGGAGGGACAGUCCAUCAGGCUGGCCUGCGAGUGCCAUGGGAUCCCUUUCCCCACCCUGAGCUGGUGGAAGGAUGGCGAGCCCUUCUCCACUCAGCCUGGGAGCCAGAAGCUGGUGUCCACGGGAGGGAGCGUGGUGUACAUGGAGAAGGUGCGGCUGGAGGACCAGGGGACCUAUACCUGCGAGUGCAGGAAUGCUGCAGGCAGCAGCAGCAAGGAGCAUCGCCUGGAGGUGCAUGCGCUGCCAAGGAUCCAGGGCAGCAGCAAAUCCCUGAGGAAGGUUUCUGUCAUCAAGGAUGGCGAGGUGGUUUUGGAGUGUGAGGCCGUGGGGACACCAACACCCACAGUGACGUGGGUGAAGGAUGGGCAGCCCGUGGCCAGAGGGGACGGGCUCCUGCUUAUGGAGCAAGGGAAGCGGCUGCGCAUCCGCAAGGCAAAGGUGGCCCAUGCAGGACGCUACACUUGCCUGGUGACAAACACAGCAGGGCAGGAGCAGAGGGAGUUUGAUGUUGCAGUGCAUGUUCCUCCUGAGUUCAUUCAAGGAUUAGGAUCGACAACCAACAUCAGCGUCUCUCUGCAAGGAUCCCUGACACUGACCUGUGAGGCCACUGGUGUUCCCCUGCCCACAGUCACCUGGUCUAGGGAUGGGUCUCCCAUCACCCCCAGUGAGCACACACACAUGCUUUCAGGGGGCUGGCUGCUGAGGCUCACCCAUGCACGAGCCCAGGAUGGUGGCCGCUAUUCCUGCCUGGCCAGCAAUGUAGCUGGGGAGGCCAGGAGGCAUUUCUAUGUGGAGGUCCUAGUUCCUCCCCACAUUGAGAACACGGAUGAAGAAGAGAUCACCAAAGUGCCCGAGGGUCACCCUGUCACCUGGUCCUGCCUGGCUGCGGGCAACCCCCAACCUCAGAUCACCUGGUUGAAAGACGGCCACCCUCUGCCCAGCAGGAACACCUUCUCCAUAUCUCCUAAUGGCUCCAUGCUCCACAUCCCCCGAGCCUCCCUGUCUGAUGCUGGCCGCUACUCCUGCAUGGCCUCCAGCUCUGUGGCAAAUCAAACCAAGCACUACCUGCUAGAUGUUUUGGCCAGUCCUACCUUUGCUGGAGAUGCCAAUGAUGCUGCUGCAGAAGAAGUCACAGUGAUUAUCAACAACCCCAUCUCCCUGGUCUGCGAGGCUCUGGAAUACCCAUUAUCCAACAUCACCUGGCUCAAGGAUGAAGUUCCCCUCAAAGCAUCUAGAAACAUCCUCCUGCUCCCUGGUGGCCACGGGCUGCAGAUCCUGAAUGCCCAGGAAGAGGACGCGGGCACGUACAGCUGCAUUGUGGCCAAUGGAGCUGGGGAAGCUGUGAAGAACUACUCCGUGAAGGUCCUGGUUCCUCCCUGGAUUGCCAGAGAUGAGCCUUCAGGUGAAUAUGCUGUGAAGGAGGUGAAAGCCAGCGUGAACAGCACAGUGAUGCUGGAGUGCGAGACCUGGGCUGUGCCUGAGCCCACCAUCCGGUGGUACAAGGACAAGCAGCUCCUGGAAAGUGACGACCACCUCCAGAUCCUCAGCGAGGGGCAGGUCCUUCAGAUCAAACCAGCCAGUGUCUCAGAUUCGGGGCAUUACACUUGUGUGGCCACCAAUGCUGUGGGUGAAGAUGACAGGGACUUCAUUGUGCAUGUCCAAGUGCCACCCCUCUUCCAGCAGCAGACAAGCCCCAAUGAAGCCCUUGAGGUCUUCUAUCGGGAGGAGGACCAGGAUGGGGAGGUGACGGAGCACCGGCAAGCUGUCCUCAACCAGCCCACCGCACUGUACUGCGACACCAACGCCAUCCCACCCCCCCAGCUCACCUGGUACAAGGACGGGGAGCCCCUCUCCCCUGGCCCAGGGCUGCUGAUGCUGCUAGGGGGCCGGGUGCUGGAGCUGCCGGCGGUGCGGGAGGAGGAUGCAGGCAGGUACACAUGCGAGGCAGCCAGUGCGGCGGGACGGGGCCGCCUGCACUACGAGCUGGAGGUGCUGACCGCCCCGGCCAUCCACGGUGCCACGGAGGACCUGGCUGAGGAAGUGACGGCCACCAUCAAUGGCACCGUCCGCUUCAAGUGUGAGGCCACUGGGCACCCGGUGCCUGUGGUGUCCUGGCUCUGGAAUGAUGUCCCUGUUGCGGUUGGCCCACGGCAUCAGCUCCUGGAGGGUGGCACAGUACUGCAGGUGGCUGCAGUGGAGGUGGGUGAUAUGGGCAGAUACACGUGCGUGGCUGAGAACCCGGCCGGGUCAGCUGAGAAGCACUUUGCCCUCACUGUGCACGAAGCUCCCUGGAUUGUGGGCACAAACCCCGAAAGCAUCGAUGGUGUCAUCAAUGGCAGUGUCUCGCUGGUGUGCGAUGUUCGGUCUCACCCCACGGCAGAUAUUGCCUGGUACAAGGAUGGCCACAUCCUGCAACUUGAUGAGGAGGCGACCGUCACCCCAGGCUCACGGGUGCUGCAGCUCUCUCGCCUGCAGCCUUCCAGCUCGGGCACAUACAUGUGCGUGGCACUGAACGUGGCCGGCCAGGAUGAGAAGCGUUUCAUCCUCACUGUCCAUGAGCCCUCUGGCAUCCAGGAUCUGCAGCAGGAGAUGCUCGAAGCUGACAUGGGGACCCCCCUUGUCCUGACCUGCCAAGCCACCGGUGUGGCUGCCCCUGCCAUCACCUGGUUGAAGGAUGGGAGCCCACUUGAGAGCAGCCCGGAGCAGGGCCUGGUGUCCAGUGGGGGUCAGCUCCAGCUCAGCCCCCUCCAGCCCUUCCACCAGGGCCAAUACACUUGCCUGGUGCAGGGCACAGGCACUGAGACACACAAGGACUUCAUGGUGCUGGUGCGAGUGGCACCCCGGAUCACCAGCACGGGGGUCCCCAGUGAGCACAGCGUGCUGGAGGGCGGAGGGGUGAUGCUGGAGUGCCGGGCAGAGGGGCAGCCCACCCCCCGGAUCUCCUGGCUGAAGGAUGGGCAGCCCCUGGGGCUGCAGCCCCCUUCCCAUGCCCGGAUGUCCCCAGAUGGCAGCUCCCUGCUCCUCGAGGGUCUCCAAGCUGCUGACUCGGGGGCAUACACGUGCCUGGCCCGAAACAGCGCGGGUGAAGAUGCACGGCUGCACACACUGAGUGUGUUGGUCCCUCCUAUCAUCCAGAGAGGUGCUGAUGACUCGGAAGUGGUCCGUGGUGUCCUGUCUGCAAUGGUGACACUGGAGUGCCGGGCACGGGGGUCCCCUCCGGUGCAUGUGAGCUGGCUGAAGGACGGGCUGCCCCUGCGCCUGUCCCCCCGUGUCACCCUGCUCUCGGCUGGGCACGUUCUGCGGAUCUCCAAGGCACAAGUGUCUGACGCCGGGCUCUACACCUGCAUUGUUUCCAGCCGGGCAGGGGUUGCUGAUCGCAGCUUCGUCCUGCAGAUACGGGUGCCCCCCGUCCUGGAGAGCCCAGACAGCAGCGAGGAGCAGAUGGUGGCCAAGGGCUCCGAUGUCACGUUCACCUGUGAUGCCACCGGGUCCCCAGCACCGGCAGUGACCUGGCUGAAGGAUGGCGAGCCCCUGGCAUGGCACAGCACUCAGGAGCCCGGCAGCCCGCGGCUGAGCCUGGCGGCCGUGGGGCCAGCCGAUGCAGGGGUGUACUCCUGCCUGGCUGCAAACGAGGUGGGGGAGGCCAGCAAAGCCUUCCACCUCCUGGUGAUGGAGCCACCCCUCAUCAAGGCUGCAUCCCAGCCCACUGAGAUGUCCAUCACCGUGGGCACCCCACUAGAGCUGACGUGUGAGGUGACAGGGGUCCCCAUGCCCACUGUCACCUGGGAGAAGGAUGGACGGCUGCUGGCAGGGCCCUGGCUUGUGUUGCGGAAUGAGAGCACCCUCCACAUAGAGAACACUAAGGUGGCUGAUGCUGGUUUGUACACUUGCCUGGCCACUAGUCCUGCUGGGGAGGACAGCAGGAGCUUCCAUAUCAGUAUCCAAGCACCCCUCAGCAUGGCGAGCAUUGGAGAGACCCCUAGCAUCACUGCUGUGGCAGGGGGGCAGCUCAUCCUGGAGUGCCCAAAGGAUGCUGUGCUGUCCCCCCAUAUCGAGUGGCACCGGGAGGGCUCCCCACUGCAGGAGGAUUCCCGCAGGCAGGUCCUGGCCGAGGGACGCUUCCUGCAGAUCCAGGCUGUGGUGGCAGCGGAUGGUGGGGAAUACAGCUGCAGGGACACCAAUGCACUGGGGGACACCAACUUGCAUGCCCACAUGGAGGUCCAUGUGGCUCCGGAGAUCCAGCCAGGCCCUGAGGAGGUGAGAGCACUGCUCAAUGGCUCUGCCGUGCUGCCGUGCCGGGCACAGGGGUGGCCCGUGCCCCGGGUGACAUGGCGGAAGGACGGACGGCUCCUGCCCCUUCGCAGGAGCAGCAGGCUGCAGCUCCUGCCGGGAGGCUCCCUGCAGAUCAACCCUGUUCAGGUCCAGGAUUCAGGCUAUUACCUCUGCAUGGCGUCCAGCCCUGCUGGCUCCGACUGGCGAGGCCUGGACCUCCAAAUCCUGGUCCCUCCUGCCAUCACCCCCGGGCCCUCCAACCUCACCCUGAUGGCUCAGCAGCCGGCCACACUGGGCUGUGAUGCCUGGGGAUCCCCUGAGCCCCACAUCAGAUGGGAGAAGGAUGGUCACCCCCUGAACCCACACCUCCUACCUGGCGCCUAUAGUUUUCAGUCCUCGGGGUCACUGCUCAUCACCAGCCCUGCUCCCAGGGAUGAGGGGUGGUUUGAGUGCAUCGCCACUAAUGCUGCUGGAGAGGCACGUAAGGUCUUCAGCGUGUCCGUCCAUGUGCCUCCCACUAUUGCCGAUGACCUUACGGAUGUGGUUGUCACCCGGCUGUCCCCCGCUGUCCUUACCUGCUACACAUCCGGCGUGCCCCCCCCUGCAGUGUCAUGGAGCAAGGAGGGGGCUCGUCUGGGCAGCCGGGGAGGGGGGUACCGCAUCCUGCCCACAGGGGCCCUGGAGAUCAGGCAGGCACUGCCCGCACACGCUGGUCACUACACAUGCACUGCGAGGAGCACUGCUGGCACAGCCCGAAAGCAUCUCCGGCUCAUGGUGCACGACCCCCCUGCCUUGAAGCCCCUGCCCGGCAUGGUGAUGGUGAUGGUCAACACCAGCACGGUGCUGUCCUGCGAGGCAACAGGCGUCCCACAGCCGGAGGUCAGCUGGCAGAAGGAUGGUGUUGGCAUUGCUGGAGGGCCUGGGCUGAAGCUGCUCCCUAAUGGGCAGCUCCAUCUCCUCCGAGCCUCCCCAAAGGAUGCAGGCACCUACCUGUGUGUGGCUCGCAACCCAUCGGGCACUGCUGCAGGGAGGACCAGGCUCAUCGUGCAAGUGCCCCCCGUCAUCGCGGCUGGCCCAGCAGAGCUGGCUGUGUUGGAGGGGCUGGAGGUGCUGCUGCCCUGUGCUGCCCGCGGUGUUCCUGAGCCUCGUGUAUCCUGGAGCCGGGAUGGAGCCCCAGUGCGGGGCGGCGGGGGGAAGGCCACUGUCCUGCCCUCCGGGGACCUGCUGCUCCGUGAUGUCCAGGAAGGGGAUGCCGGGAGCUACUCCUGCACCGCAGUGAACUCAGCUGGGAGGGCUGUCCGCCGGCUCUCCCUCUCCAUCCACACCCUGCCCACCUUCACCCGCCUGCCCCAGGACGUCACCCUGAGCCGGGGCGAGCGGCUGGAGCUUGUGUGCGCCGCCACGGGCAGCCCCCAGCCCCGUGUAUCCUGGAUGUCCAACGGGCAGCUCAUCACUGAUGGUGUGUCAGAGCAGAGCAGCUGGAGCACCCUGCGGCGGGAGGCAGCCACCCGUGCCGACAGUGGGACCUACAUCUGCCACGCAGAGAACAGUGCGGGUGCCAUCAGGGCCACUGCCUUUGUCUCCAUCAGAGAGGCACCCAUCAUACAUGGGGACCCCAGCGCCUACCAGGUGGAGCACCCCGGGGACGAUGCCCUCCUCCACUGCGAUGCUCGGGGCCACCCCCUGCCCCUCAUCCGCUGGAGCAAGGAUGGGGUGCCAGUAGUGGCCGGUGGGCGCCUGCGUCUGCUGCACAAUGGCUCCUUGGCCAUCCGUGCUGUGGGGAACACCGACGCAGGGCACUACCGCUGCGUGGCUGAGAAUGAUGCAGGCACAGCGGCAAAGGUGGUCACUCUGGCCCUACAAAGUGCCCCCUUGGUGGUGGUGAUGCCACGGGUGGCAGUGGUGCGAGCUGGGCAGCGGGUGCUGCUGCACUGUGCCGUGUCGGGGGAGCCCACCCCAUCUGUGGAGUGGCGGCGUGAUGGGGAGCCACUGCCUGAGGGUCCCCGCGCCCGCAUCCUGCCCAAUGCCACGCUGCUCCUGCCCGCCGCUGCCCGCCGUGAUGCUGGCAGAUACUCCUGCCUCGCUCGCAACACCAUGGGGGCUGCUGUCGCCCAUGCCUCCCUGGCUGUGCAAGGGGAGCCACGCCGGGUGCGGGGCAGCCUGGCCGGGGCCAUCAACACCCAUGAGCUCGGUGUCACCACCCUUGAUGCCAGCGUGCUGGAUGACCCACGGUCCGGCACCACCGCGGUCCGGAGCAGCAUUGGCAGCAUCCCACCCGCUGUAGGGCCACUGAUGCGGGUGCUGGUUGCUGUCAUUGCCCCCAUUUACUGGUCCUUGGUGCUCACCAGUGGUGAUGCCCGGAGCGGGCUCCUGCUCACCCGGGGCAUAUUCCAGCAGGAAUCACAGCUGGAGUUUGGCACAGGGGAGAUCCUGCGGGUCACCCACCUCUCCCGGGGCGCGGAUGCUGCUGGUGCUCUGCUGCUGGACACCGUGAUCAGCGGCUCCGUGCCCGAGAGCAUCGGCGAUGCCGCGGUGCUGCUGCAGGACUUCAAUGAGCGCUAUGUGCAGACAGGCGCAGGACGGCUCUCAGGGGGCUCAGUGCAGAGAUUCCUGCGGGAUGGGCACAUCAUCCGUGCCCGCUGCAAUCACACCAUCAUGUAUGACCCCCCCGUGGGCCUCCAGCCCCCACGGGUGCAGCACGUCCGGGCCAGCGCCAUCAAAACCUCCUAUGACCCAGCCUCAGAGCAGCUCCGCUUCCAGCUCCGUGCCUCGCUUGAUGCUGUGGCUGAUGAAGACCAGUGCCCACUGGGAUUCAUCCUGGACCGUGGGCAGCUGCACUGCAUUGAUGUUGAUGAAUGUGCCGAGGGGUCCCACACCUGCCGCUACAACCAGCUCUGCCAGAACACUGCAGGGACCUACCGCUGCGUCUGCCCUCCCGGCUACCACUCGCUGGGCACUGGCUGGCCAUGCCUGGACAUAAACGAGUGCCUGCAGUUUCCUCCUCCAUGUGCCUUUGAGUGCCGCAACCUGCGGGGCUCCUACGAGUGCCUGUGCCCCCCUGGCAGGACCCUGCUGCCGAGUGGAGCAUGUGGGGCAGCAGAGGCAGAUGGAGGGGACACAACGGGCAGCACCCACCAGGACACCCCCCUGCAUAGGCUGGGGCCAAGCAGCCCAUGGGGACGGUCCUUAUACACCAAGCUCACCAUUCGCCGCGUGGCGAAGGAUGUGGGGCUGAGUGCCCGAGGUCCUCCGUGCCCCAUGGGCUUCGUCAGGAGGAAUGGCACCUGCACUGACCUCGAUGAGUGCCGGAUGCUGAAGCAGUGCCAGCACGACUGCAGGAACACCCCGGGCAGCUAUCGCUGCAUCUGCCCCCCUGGGUACCAGCUGCUGCCCAAUGGGAGGAGCUGCCACGAUGUGGAUGAAUGUGCAGAGGGCAUGAUCCAGUGUGCUUCGAAUCAGAUGUGCUUCAACACCCAUGGAGGUGCCCAGUGUGUGGAUGUGCCGUGCCCAGCCGGGUACCGGAGGGGCUCCAGCCCUGGGCUGUGUGUGGGUCUCUGCGCCCCAGACUGUGGCUCGGCUGGUCCCCCCACGCUGCGGUACGAGCUGCUCACAUUGCCCCUUGGCAUCGCUGCCGGCCGGGCCGUGGUUCACCUCACCCCGGGCUCUGCCCUCCGCCACCAUCCCCUCUUCACGCUGCUGGAGCGGGAGCCGGGCAGCCCCUUCGCCCUCCGCACCGAGCAGGGACGUGGCAUCGUCUUCACCCUGCGCCCGCUGCGGGACCCCGGCACCCACCGCCUCAAGGUGCAGGCGCUGGCCCCGGGCGGGCAGCAGGCACCCAGUAUCUUCAUCCUCCUCAUCUCCAUCUCGCCCUACCCCUACUGACACAGCCGAGGGACAGGAGAGGAUGUGGGGUCUUAUCUCCUCCUGUCCCUCGCCACUGUGGCUCAGGGAGAGCUGAGCUUGCACCCUUCCUCUCCCCGCAGACCCCUUGGCUGCCCCUUCACCCUUGUCUGGUCCCUGACUCAGCAGGGCCCUGGGGGGAACAAGGUGUCCCACCAGCCUCUUGCAAUCGGGUUUUGUUGCAACCUGCAGCCCCAGAGCAAACAGAGCUCUGGGUGGCCUUGGCCAUUAUCAGUCCUUGGACAGGGGAUGAGCUGGGUGACAGCAGCCAGUGAGGGUCCCCCUGGGGUGCAGGGUGGGAUUCCCUGGGCUGGGGAAGCCUCAGGGCCGCUGGAUUUAACCACAUGUUAAACUGA
Molecule: messenger RNA, 12593 nt
Organism: Strigops habroptila (Kakapo)
Lineage: Eukaryota; Metazoa; Chordata; Aves; Psittaciformes; Psittacidae
Gene: HMCN2
Product: hemicentin 2
Exons: 79
Coding region: 1-12219 (4072 amino acids)
Biological process (GO): axon guidance; dendrite self-avoidance; homophilic cell-cell adhesion
Cellular component (GO): axon; plasma membrane
Molecular function (GO): calcium ion binding; cell-cell adhesion mediator activity
Source: RefSeq, a predicted model, not a curated record